Messenger RNA from Talaromyces stipitatus ATCC 10500, 1677 nucleotides. RefSeq lists its product as uncharacterized. NCBI's taxonomy places the organism in Eukaryota, Fungi, Ascomycota, Eurotiomycetes, Eurotiales, Trichocomaceae. The record is from RefSeq and is a predicted model, not a curated record. The transcript has 2 exons. Bases 1 to 1677 code for a protein of 558 amino acids.
AUGAAGUGGUGGCAAGAUUUUGAUCCCGCGGGCAAAUCCCGCGAGGAUCUCGAGGAUUACGUGGUCUACAAACUGGUUCAAUACGCCAAUUCGGAACGAAAAGGUUGGGGACGGUUCAGAUUCCCAAGUGUCGAGUUAAGGAAGAAAACUGUUUUGGAAUGGUAUAAUAAGGAUUUCUAUAGGUGGACUGAUAAGCAUUGGGACUCGGUUGAUCCAUUUUUUGAAGAAUUGAUGAAUAAUGGUGCUGAUUAUGCCUUUAUCCCACGGGUCAAUUCCCUACCCAAUUCCCCAUAUCUAGGGGAUUGGAUCAACCAAUUGAUAUGGGCAUACAAAGAUAUAUAUGAGAGCUUCUCAAGGCCCUGGACCCCCCUUGUUUCUCGCGCCCCGGAUCCUCUUGUUUCUCGCGCUCCGGAUCCCCUUGUUUCUCGUGCUUUGGAUCCCCCGAUUUCCUGCGCUCCAUAUUCCCCGGUUUCCCACGCUUUGGAUCCUCAGAUUUCUCGUGCUUUGGACCCUCCUGUUGCUCGCGCUGCCACCACGGAAUCAACUGUCAAUCUUGUUGCUCAUACCGCAGCGGAUUCCCUAGUCCCUAUUGUUCCUUCUGCAGCGGAGUCCCCAAUUGUUGAUUCUCACGUUCCUGAGGCCUCUGGAUCCACGAAAAGCCUUGCUCCGGAGACCUACAUUGACAAUAUGGGACCCCAGGUUCGCAAAACCUUGAAAUCAGUGAAAACGCUGACCCCAGAAAUCUCGCUCGAACUGCCGCUUCCACUAUGUUUACGUGGCACGUUCAAACCACUUAUCCUACGUCCUUACACAUGGAUUCCCGUACAAGAUCGAUAUGCGGAUACAACGAGUUCCCGAGGCAAGGUCCGAAAGGACGUAUCACCGCAGGAACAAUAUGUGGCUCAACGCGCACUUGGAGCCUACAUUGCUUCUGUAUCGCAGCCUGAGGCCUCCUUUGAUCUAUCGUUCGCUGCCCAGAUCACAAAUCCAGAAAAAGACAACAUCAAGUCACUUAAUAAACGCCUCCAAUGGCAACUUGAUAAUGCUGAACGCAGAUUACGCUUUGUACGUCUAGACUUGGAUUCGCUACGCCUUGUAAUCUUUGCAGAUUCGUUCUUCGCAAACAAUAAGGAUUUCUCCUCCCAAAUUGGCUUUGUCAUUGUUCUUGCAGAUGGCGCAAAUAACGCAAAUAUUGUACAUUGGUCCUCAAUCAAGUGCAAGCGCGUCACAAGAAGCGUACUUGCUUCUGAACUUUAUGCCAUGGUUCACGGCUUCGAUUCGGCUGCGUCAAUCAAAUCAACAACAACGCAGCUUCUACAUCUCACUAAGCCCCUUCCCCUUGUUUUCUGCACUGACUCGAAGAGCCUGUACGAAUGUCUCGUCAAAUUAGGCACUACCCAAGAAAAGCGUCUAAUGAUUGACCUCAUGUGCCUCCGACAGUCAUACGAGCGCCAAGAAAUUGCAGAGAUCAAGUGGAUUGACGGUGAAAGCAAUCCAGCCGACGCCAUGACAAAGAGCAAACCAUGUCGCGCUUUACAGGCACUUAUCGACACAAAUAAGCUUAAUAUCAAUGUGGAUGGAUGGGUGGAAAGGUCUACAACACCUCCAACAAAAGCUACACCAAUCCCUUCGCUUUGUCAAUCCUGUACCGCCCGUCGUCCUAUCCCUAUUUCUUAG